UCCAGCAAAAGGAUGCCGCAGCUGAGCCUGUUCCGGUUGGGGCUCGGGUCGCUGUGGGCCUCCCCUUGGCAGCUCCUGCUGCUGCUGGCGGCUUCCUGGCUCCUGGCCCGAGUCCUGGCCCGCAUCUAUGCCUUCUAUGACAACUGCUGUCGCCUUCGGUGUUUCCCACAGCCCCCAAGGAGGAACUGGUUCUUGGGUCACCUGGGCCUGAUUCAGAGCUCAGAGGAAGGUCUCCUGUACACACAGGGCCUGGCGAGCACCUAUGGGAAUGUGUGUUGCUGGUGGGUGGGGCCCUGGCAUGCAAUCAUUCGCAUCUUCCACCCCACCUUCAUCAAGCCCGUGCUCUUUGCUCCAGCGGACAUCGCCCCCAAGGAUGUGCUCUUCUACCACUUUCUGAAGCCUUGGCUGGGGGAAGGGCUCUUGCUAAGUGCUGGUGACAAGUGGGGUCACCACCGCCGCCUGCUGACACCUGCCUUCCAUUUCAACAUCUUGAAGCCCUACGUGAAGAUCUUCAAUGACAGCGUGAAUGUCAUGCAUGCCAAAUGGAAGAAGCUAGCCUCAGAGGGCUGCACCCGUUUGGACAUGUUUGAACACAUCAGCCUUAUGACCUUGGACAGUCUGCAGAAAUGUGUCUUCAGUUUUGACAGCAAUUGUCAAGAGAAGCCCAGUGAAUAUAUUGCUGCCAUCUUGGAGCUCAGCGCCCUUGUGGCAAAACGGCACCAACAGAUCUUGCUGCAUGUGGACUUUCUGUACUAUCUCACUCCCGAUGGGCAGCGCUUCCGCAGGGCCUGCCGCCUGGUGCAUGACUUCACAGAUGCUGUCAUCCAGGAGCGGCGCCGUACUCUCCCCACUCAGGGUGUUGAUGACUUUCUCAGGGCUAAGGCGAAAGCCAAAACAUUAGACUUCAUCGAUGUGCUCCUGUUGACCAAGGAUGAAGAUGGGAAUGUACUGUCAGAUGAGGACAUCCGAGCAGAGGCGGACACCUUCAUGUUUGAGGGCCAUGACACCACAGCCAGCGGCCUUUCCUGGGUCCUGUACAACCUUGCAAAGCACCCAGAAUACCAGGAGCGCUGCCGGCAGGAGGUGCAGAUGCUCCUGAGGGAUCGUGAGACUAAGGAGAUUGAAUGGGACGACCUGGCCCACUUGCCCUUCCUGACCAUGUGCAUCAAGGAGAGUCUGCGCUUGCACCCCCCGGUCACGGUCAUCUCCCGCUGCUGCACCCAGGACAUUGUCCUCCCAGAUGGCCGUGUCAUCCCCAAAGGUAUCAUCUGCCUCAUUAGUAUUUUUGGGACCCACCACAACCCGUCCGUGUGGCCAGACCCUGAGGUGUAUGAUCCCUUCCGCUUUGACACAGAAAACAUCAAGGAGAGAUCACCACUGGCUUUUAUUCCCUUUUCCGCGGGACCCAGGAACUGCAUCGGGCAGACGUUCGCCAUGACCGAGAUGAAGGUGGUCCUGGCGCUCACCUUGCUGCGCUUCCGCGUGCUGCCAGACGAGCAGGAGCCGCGCAGGAAGCCGGAGCUGAUCCUGCGCGCAGAGGGUGGACUUUGGCUGCGCUUGGAGCCCCUAAGCGAGGACCCGCAGUGACU
Messenger RNA from Talpa occidentalis (Iberian mole), 1589 nucleotides. Its product is annotated as cytochrome P450 4F3. The record is from RefSeq and is a predicted model, not a curated record. The coding region runs from base 13 to 1587 and encodes 524 amino acids. Gene Ontology annotation, molecular function: heme binding; monooxygenase activity; oxidoreductase activity, acting on paired donors, with incorporation or reduction of molecular oxygen. The transcript is spliced from 13 exons. Lineage: Eukaryota; Metazoa; Chordata; Mammalia; Eulipotyphla; Talpidae.